CAUUCGACGCGAACACCACUGAUAUGAUAGCUAACAAAAUUAAUUCGACAAGUUUACUCGCCAAAGUUGUCAGUGUUGAUUGGGGUCCAAGUUAGACUAGAAGAAGCUAUCAUCGAUGAAGUAGAUAGGGCCACUCAUAGUACUUUAAAGGAAAGAGAUAGCUGCCUGGAGUUUGUCGGCAUCCUCUCAGUCUCUUGCUCAGUCUCAUAGUGACUGAUAGACUAGUAGGCCUACUUUAAAGGAAAGAGAUCCCGGGGGUGAUGCUUAUGAAGCAGGGUGAGAAUGUGUGCAUUUCUCUGUACCAGAGGGAAUAUGGUGGAAGUAUCUCGCCUUAUCGGAGAAACUUAAAGAUUUUCAGAAAGUUAGUUUUGCAGAAAGAUGCUAAGUUCAAGAAAAUGUUUGAAAAGCACAGCGGUUAUCCUAUAACUUUUGAGAGAGAUCGCCUGUACUUGAACCAGCACCGGAUAUGUUAUGCCAUACACGGCCAUGGCGGCAUUCCUCAGAAAAUAUACGAGUUGCCAUCAUGUCCUGUUUCACAGAAGAUAGUGGAACCUUUAGUGAUGGACCAUGCAUAUCUAGAUGAGUUACCCCUGCUCCAUAAUGGAUACAAACCGUCCUUUCUCGCCCUGACUGCUCACAACUGGCUGAUGCGGUAUGAUUUGGACACCGGUGAGGAGCUGCAGAGAGUCUAUCUCUCAACCUUCUGUAAAUUUAGGCGGAUUCUUCCAGAAACUGAAUGUGAACGGUUCACCCUCAAGUCAGUUCACCAGAAAAACAGCAGGCUUGGUGCUUCAUCACUGAAUGUGCUGAUGACAAUAGCUCUGUUUACCAUCUUCCCACUCGAGUUCACUGGAAUGCUCGAGAUAGAGAAAAAGAUCUUUGGCAAAGAUAUAACCGACGUGAUGUUGUCUCACAGUCUUCUACUCAUCAUGCACCAGCGUGGGAAGAUAAGUAUUCACUCAUUGGAGGAGGUUCUAGCUAAUGGUAAACUCUACACCGCCAAACUUGGCCAGUUUAUCCCCGAUCAUGGCAUCGUUGGCUCGGCUGGAGUUGGUCUCCCAAUUAACAUAAAGUUAAAAGAAUGUCCGGCAGUGCUAUUUGAAGUGAAGUGUGCUGAUCAUAAUCUUCAAAUGGGUGGUAAUCCUUGGCACUACAUCAUAUCACCACAUGGCCAUAGUGGAGUGUUCAAGACAUAUGCUUUGAAAGAUGAUCAACUGGCAAAAAAUGGUGUUUUGGAGUCGAGUAUUUAUUCUGUUGAGGCUGAGCGUGCCAUAUUCCAUCCUGACGACUCUGGUAGGAUCCUACACAUAAUUGCUCACGAAAUAAAAAUCUACAGUAUCAAAGAAGAUGCUUUGGACGGAUUCUAUUCGAUUAAAAACUGUUUCUCUAUCUACGCCAGUGGUAGGGAUGCAUACACAGAUACUACCGCAGAGCCAGAGACCGUUACAACAUCGUCCGGACGCGUUGUCCGAAGGCAGAUUUAUCGUGCAGAUGAAGUGGAGUGUGAUUAUGAUCUUGUCGUUCUGUUCCAUUUCCAGAGCAUCCAAGGGAUUGACUAUGAAAAUGAGUUAGAUAUCCUUGCGGUGACAGCUGUCAAUCAACAUGGCGAUGCAUGCCAGGGCAUGGUGCGUUUCCACGACAACGCUAAUGGGGCGCUUCUCAAGGAAAUAGUCUUAGAUGAGCCGUGGAAUCAGUUUCACGAUCACGUGAUUGGUGUGGACAUGGACACAGUGGUGCACAUAGUCAAGGGCCCAAUGAAGAAGUUUAGCUGCUAUAUAUAUAAAUUGGACAGAUCUGGUGCUACGGAGAAGGUUGCUCCUCGGAAAAAGUCAAGGUCAAGGUCAAGUCGACCUGUUCCAAGAUCAGGGAGAUGACAGACGGUGUGCAAGAGACCUAUCAAAGUGAUCAUAUGCAGGCCGUCUGGUUGUGACUUUGUCCUCAAAAGACCAGAUUUGGGAUGAAUGGAAGUUAUAAUGGAACGCCAUGGUUACGUAUGAUUUGUAAUGU
Messenger RNA from Lineus longissimus, 2007 nucleotides. Its product is annotated as DDB1- and CUL4-associated factor 17-like. Gene Ontology annotation, cellular component: Cul4-RING E3 ubiquitin ligase complex. Gene Ontology annotation, biological process: protein ubiquitination. The record is from RefSeq and is a predicted model, not a curated record. The coding region runs from base 261 to 1874 and encodes 537 amino acids. The transcript has 12 exons. NCBI's taxonomy places the organism in Eukaryota, Metazoa, Nemertea, Pilidiophora, Heteronemertea, Lineidae.